Messenger RNA from Drosophila gunungcola (fruit fly), 634 nucleotides. RefSeq lists its product as uncharacterized. The record is from RefSeq and is a predicted model, not a curated record. NCBI's taxonomy places the organism in Eukaryota, Metazoa, Arthropoda, Insecta, Diptera, Drosophilidae. Bases 74 to 493 code for a protein of 139 amino acids. The transcript has 3 exons.
UUAAUGAUUUCAAAUGCUUUCAAAGUCAAAAUUUUUUCACUGAGUCGGACGCAACAAUUUUUGUCUUCCUAAAAUGUCAAAUAAUCACAUAUUUCGUUAUGUUAUUUUCGGUCUAGGCCUUUUUUACACCUGUGCCACGUUUGAUAAGAACAAGGCAAGGUGUAAGGACUGCACGGGGUAUAAUAAGGAGCGUUGCCCCAUCGAAGGUGACUCAGGAUAUUACGUGGCAAUAUCAUCUAGAAAGCUUAAGAGUAUGAAAGACACCAGUAAAGGCAAUCCGUUAACAGAUGAUUUGGAUGUGUGCAUUCCUUCCAGCAUGAACGUUGAUGGUAUUGAGAUGUUGCCGGCGGGACUUUUCAAUAUAUCUGCAUCUGGUCAUCAGAACUUGGUUGUCAACUUAUACUUCCUGAGUCCGACUCGACAACGGACUGUUCAAUUUGCCGAGCGGAAAUAUCGGGAUCAGGGAAUCUCAACGCCAGCUAUCUUCGUUUAAUGAUUACGUCCUUUUUUGUGCAGCAGAUCAUUGCGCCAUUAGGCUUUAAUUGUAAGCCUUCACGGUCUUGAAAAAUAACUAACAAAACUUGGGGAAAAUAUUUGAAAUUUAAAAGUUUAAGUAAUGUUUAUUUGUUGUAAU